GCGAUGCCGCUGUCAGUGCCUGCGCCCAAUAACAGUUGCCAUGUUGCUUGUUGUGUAGGGUGUGCGACGCAUUUUCCGGCCGCGAAAUCUCACUCUUGUCCCGCUUCUCAGCCCCCGGCAGCCCCCUCGAGCCCCGGCGGUGUUGGCGGUCGCCGUCCCCGUCCCGUGCAGGCGUCCGCUCCGCCCCCGACGCGACCGCACACACGUGUCGCGUCCGUCCGAGGUGAACGUUCUCCGAAAAAGUGAACAAACUCUGUGUCUGUGCGAUGGUCCGGCGGCGGUGAUCGGGCCGGCGGCGGCGUGCACCGCACGCACAUUUGUUGUUAUUUGUGCUUUUGACCCUUGCCGAAGGUGCGACGUUCGCGGAGCAGUCCAUUUGGAGGGGAGUGCGCGUGGUCGCGAGUCGGCGGCGGCGAUGACGGCGGCGGCCGCGGGGGCCCGCCGCUGAGGCGCCCGCUCCGCCCCUGUGCUGCGGAGGCCGACCCUGCGCUGGCCUUGGGGCCGGAGGUGAGUGGCCCCGAGCACGCGGGAUUGUUUACCCGGUGACGACAUGUGCUGGCGGUGCUGCCCGGCGGCGGCGCUGGAAUGAGCUGCUGACGGCGGCGGCGGCAGCGAGGGCCCCCGGCCUUGUGCAUGGCGGACAGGGAGCCCAUGGCGUGGCGCAAGCACGAACAUCUCGUGCUCAUGGAUAAAAACAAACCCAAAAUGCCUGUAUCUAGUGGCAGCGGGGACACGCUGAGGCAGCGUCAUGUGCCUCUGUACGGGCGCCUGGUAGCGGAAGACCAACUCGGUAUGGGUCACAUGUCGAAUCCUCCCGCCGACAUCCAGGCGAUGCAGGCGCGAAUACCUCACACCUUCAGGGACUCGUCAGCGGCGCCGUUGCGGAAGCUCAGCGUGGACCUGAUCAAAACAUAUAAACACAUCAACGAGGUGUAUUACGCGAAAAAGAAACGAAGAGCGGCGCAACCCCAAGAAGAUACCUCCCAUAAAAAGGAGAGGAAACUGUACAAUGACGGUUACGACGACGACAAUCACGAUUACAUCGUGAAGAAUGGUGAAAAGUUCCUCGACCGAUACGAAAUCGACUCGCUUAUAGGCAAAGGCUCGUUCGGACAGGUCGUUAAGGCCUACGACCACGUGGAGCAGUGCCACGUGGCGAUCAAAAUCAUCAAGAACAAGAAACCCUUCCUCAACCAGGCCCAGAUCGAGGUGAAGUUGUUGGAGAUGAUGAAUAGGGCGGACGCCGAAAAUAAGUAUUAUAUAGUUAAAUUAAAGCGGCACUUCAUGUGGCGGAACCACCUGUGUCUGGUGUUCGAACUGCUCUCGUAUAACCUGUAUGAUCUGUUGAGGAACACGAACUUCCGCGGCGUCUCGUUGAAUCUCACAAGAAAGUUCGCCCAGCAACUGUGCACGGCCCUAUUGUUCCUUUCGACGCCCGAACUGAAUAUCAUCCACUGCGAUCUGAAGCCUGAGAAUAUUCUGUUGUGCAAUCCGAAACGUUCGGCAAUAAAAAUCGUCGAUUUUGGGAGUUCUUGCCAGCUAGGGCAGAGGAUAUACCAGUACAUCCAGUCGAGGUUUUAUAGGUCGCCGGAAGUAUUGUUGGGCAUACCGUACGAUUUAGCGAUAGACAUGUGGUCCUUGGGGUGCAUACUGGUGGAGAUGCACACGGGGGAGCCGCUAUUCAGUGGAGCGAACGAGGUCGAUCAAAUGAAUAAGAUAGUCGAGGUGUUGGGCAUGCCGCCGAAGAGUCUGUUGGAUCAAGCGAAUAAGACGAGGAAAUUUUUCGAGAAACUGCCAGGAGACGGGAGAUACGUACUCAAGAAGUCAAAGGACGGCAAGAAGUACAAGCUUCCAGGAACGCGGCGACUCCACGAUAUCCUCGGCGUGGAUACCGGCGGUCCCGGCGGCCGAAGGGCCGGCGAGCCGGGCCAUUCGACGGCUGAAUAUCUCAAGUUCAAGGAUCUGAUUUUACGCAUGCUUGAUUACGAUCCGAAAUCCAGGAUAACGUCGUACUACGCUCUCCAACAUAAUUUUUUUAAACGGACCACGGACGAGUGCACCUCAACGCCUAACAGUAACAGUUCGAGUCCGGCUGUGGCGUCGUUGGACAUGUCCAUCACGAAUAGUUCGAGUAGUCAACACGGGUUAAAUUUGGUGGGACGGUCGAGAGAGCUGUCGAGUCACAGCAGCUACCAGCAGCAGCAGCAGCAGCAGCAGCAGCAGAGCGGCGGCGGCUAUACGACGAUGGAGUGCGACCCGUCACCGUCGCGGCAUCCCCACAGGCAGCGCUACCACCAGGCCCCUAUGAUAAGCUACGGACCGACGUCUUUGCAGUACGCCCCGUACCCGGGGCCGAUGACCGACGGCAGCGCCCCCAAACACAACAGCAGUACAACGGCUAACGGACCUCAGCAGGCCAAGCAGAGCGACAGAGACGACAGUCCCAUGGUCGGCGUCUGCGUGCAGCAUAAUUCGGUCGCAAUACAUUGAACGACGCGGACUCGAGGGUUUUGUUUCUUCGAACAAUAUGUAGUCAUAAUUCGUUUUUCGUACGGUGUGAGGAGGAAGAAAGAGCGGGAUUCUAGUGAAUUGUGAUUGUUGGUUUUGUUUUUGGUUAAUUUUAGGUUUAAUGAGAUACUGUUAGCGAUCUUUACAGUGAUGAUGUGUGACUUACGUGCUUCGGUGGAUUCUGGGACUUUCGAGGACGAACGAACAACAGACUUGGGGCACUGACGCUCUGUUGUGACACGCGGAUCACCAAUCGAAUGUUUCUGUUCUGUGGCAGAUAGGGAGGCAAGAGAGGGUCACGAGAUUUAUUAGGAAUUAAGUUAAAAAUGAAGGAUAAAGUAAUUUAUGCCUAGUAUUUAAAUAUUAAUGAUUAAUUAUAGCGAGUAACCACAUAUGUAUACAUGUUUCCUAUGAUUUACCGUUAACUGUAUGAUAGUGGCUCUGGUCAUUCAACAGGGAUUCUUUCGUUACCGACUCGCAAAAGUGUUCGAAAAUGUAGCCUUAGAUCAUUUCAAGCACAACAGUAUUGAAACAAGUGAUUCCGCUCGCGUUUCAGAACAUACCUCAUUUUGUCAAAUUAGCAAUAUCGUGGAACUAAGUAGAAAAGAUUUAUGUAUUUUUUUAAACCAGGGCCAUACCAAUCCACUACCGCAAGUACAGUGGUAAAUGUGUUCAAAAUAUGAUACCAGUUUGUACAUGAGGCUCGAAAGUUGGCUAGUCAGAUCGAUUUUAUAAUUUGGCUAACGAUUGACAAAAAUUUUAGAACUGCGAGACAACUUUCGAGUUAUUUUGUAAAUACCUAACUUAAUGAAUAAUCACUAGACUUGUAUUUAUCGAUACACUUAUUUAUUUACGUCAUGUGCAGUUAUAAUCAUUCACGGUUUAGUUGACGGAAAAAAUGCAAUGAUUCUCAGCAAUGUAGAAAUUAUUGAUAGUGUAUAAAUUAUGCGAUCUAUGAAUUCCUAAUUUCUUUGUUAUUUAAAUAAAUUUACAUCAAAACGUCGCCUUUCAUUCUUACUCCUAGCUAGUAUUCCUGGAUCCUCAUCAAUUUGUUGUUGUUUUUUUUUAAUAAGUCACGAUUUUAUUUUUCAAAGUUCUGGUCCUAGGAACGCCCAAGGAGUAAGUGAUCGUUUGUAGACUGUGACGCGUUCAAACUAAGUUUUAUCAACUCCCGAAAAUUAUUUAUACUGUAUUCCAAAACUGAAGCCCCUUUUUAUUGAAUCCUGUACGAGUAUUUUCUUUUCUUGUGUGUGAGAGAGAGAGAGAGAGAGGUUCUUGUGAGUGAGGUUUGCGUUGUGUAUUCACUAAUUCAUUUAGUUAUACUUAAUUUUUGGGUGAGUUACAUUUUUUAAUAUUUACUAUUAAGCGUCUUGUAUAAGUAGAUAAUUUUGUUAAUAUAAAUUUUCAAGUACGAA
Zophobas morio is the source of this 3923-nucleotide messenger RNA. RefSeq names its product minibrain (gene Mnb). Bases 634 to 2490 code for a protein of 618 amino acids. Gene Ontology annotation, molecular function: transcription coactivator activity; protein serine/threonine kinase activity; protein serine/threonine/tyrosine kinase activity. Lineage: Eukaryota; Metazoa; Arthropoda; Insecta; Coleoptera; Tenebrionidae. The transcript has 7 exons. Gene Ontology annotation, cellular component: nucleus. The record is from RefSeq and is a predicted model, not a curated record. Gene Ontology annotation, biological process: protein autophosphorylation; positive regulation of DNA-templated transcription; peptidyl-serine phosphorylation.